ACAAUGCCUUGAGCAUCUUAGUCAGUUCUUAUGUCAUCCAUUGGUUUGCCCCAAUCACAACCUCUCCAAUAAACCUGGAUGUGCGUUCGCGAUAGUCUCCCCCACGCACGCCCACGAAGCCAGAGGAGACGUCUGAAGAAUUGUGCGCACGCCCCCAUUCAACCGCCAGCAAUAUGCCCGAGUGAGCGGCUGGUUCGAUAAGAGACUUUUGCAAUCCCGAGCCUGGCAGUUUGUGUCACCCCGUCUCCAUAGAGCAAGAUGCGCCGUUGCGGGUCGUCUGCUGUGUUGGAAAGCUCUGGCUUAUUGGCUUCUCCCUCUUCGCUUUCCGCUCCCAUUCUUCCUGCUACGGUUUCUGCCGUCGCUGCUGUCGCUGCUGCUGCUGCUGCGACUGUUGAUCCGGCUAGGACAAGGACCGGGUCCCUGGCGCUGUCUCCAUUUAAAAGUGGCAGGGCCUCCAAUAUUCCCCAGACUACUCCCGCCUUUCCUGCCCACACUUCCCGCAGCGUGCGCCCACGUGCUCCCGUCCUGGUCGAGAUCUGUGAGCAAAGGACAUGAUAGCGUCAUCUCCCACGUCGGCAGCGCUUCUGCGCUCUGAUUCCACCCGUUCUCCCGUCAAUGCCUUUCCCGGCCGCCCGCAUUACUACAAUCCAACCGCCACCGCCAGCAGGAAUAAUAAUAAUAAUAAUAAUAAUAAUAAUCAUAGUAAUGACCAAACAACCGCGGCUUCCCCUUUAAUAGCCCAUUCCAACCCGCCUCAUUCUCCCAGAGCCUCACGGCCCGGGCGACGCUCGUCUGAUUCUCACAGCAGUUCGGGCGUCGAGGAAAUACGAUCAGCUUUUCGAAGGCAGACUGUAGAUGCGGGAACUCAAUAUUCUCGCCCGGCUACCCCAGCAAAAAACAAGCUGAUACAGUCUGCCUCCGCGACUACUAGUGAGACGAUAAUUCCAGAUCCCACCAAUGCCACCUCUGAACUUGCUGCUUCGCAGCAAAGCCAGGAAAGCCGACAGUCACAGGCCGAUUCGCAAAUGUCAUCGACUCUCGUAGGAUCGAAACGCAACACUCCUGAUACUUCCAGUCUUUUGCCCACGGAUGGCGACAACCCACUAUCAAUUGACCCUGACAGCCCAGCCGAAUCUCUGUGUAAACGACUACGGCCCGAAAAACCCGCUGCGAAAGUCCUUCCACGCCGUUAUGAAGAAACGAAUCCCCGUGAUCUCGUCUUCCUGAUCUCCAGCAUGUUAAUGGAACUUAUCCGUUUUAACGACCAAAUACCCCUUCGCGAUGGUCGCCUCACACGGUUCCAUUCGCGCAGUCCUCCCCGAAUCUCGGUUCACGACUACCUCCAACGUCUAACAACACAUGCCACCCUUUCCCCUCCUAUCCUUUUAAGUAUGGUGUAUUAUAUCGACCGACUAUGUGCUCUUUACCCUGCAUUUACAGUCUCGAGCCUCACGGUACAUCGAUUUUUGAUCAGCAGCGCUACCGUGGCCAGCAAGGGUCUCAGCGACAGCUUUUGGACAAACAAGACCUAUGCCAGAGUUGGUGGAAUCAGCGUCGCUGAACUGGCGCUAUUAGAACUGGAAUUUCUCUGGCGGGUUGAGUGGCGUAUCGUGCCUCAGCCUGAGGUCCUGGUGGAUUAUUAUCAGCGCCUCGUCGAGCGAUGUGACGAGUAUGUGAUGCAGCCGGAAGACCGUAUUGACACCCUGUCUACAUCGACGAAAGAGACUGCUACCUCAUCUACAUCGAUUGCGCGAAAUGGAGGAAAAGCCUCUACGACGAUUAAUGCGACUCCCAAAACAGAGUAGGGAUCUGAAGUACAGCUAUUUCUAGUUUACCCUAUCCCGCUUAAAACCACCACACUUCUAUUUCCCAUCCAGUUGUUUCAACCCUUGUUUGGUCCUUAUCGUUAAUCGCUAACACCUGCACCGAUGGGACGAAGAAUUCAAAAAACUAUGGCCAACAUAUCUCCUUGAACGAAUGUCGAUUUAUCUAGACUCCCGAGCGUAAUGCUGUUCUCUCUCUACGAUUGUUUGGUUGUAGAUGUGACGAAGUGCACAUAUAUCGAGUAUUUAUAUAUGUAUAUAUAUACAAUGUGUGUCUCGGUUUAACUAUUUUUUAUUUUUUAUUUUUUAUUUUUUGUUUUUGUUUUUAUUUUUAUUUUUUCCUAUUUCUAUGACUAUUUUUCGUUUUAAUUAAUUUCUUAUGUUGAUGAAUAAUUUUUCUUGUUCUUCAUCCACCCAGUCCAUGCUUUUUCUGUGUUUUACCUUGGACUUGUUAUUAGAGGAGGUGUGCCUUGCACAGAAAGCGCAUUUUCAAAACGGUGGGGAUAUGGAACAGUAUAUAGGCUUUCAUUGUUCUUCAGUAUGGCGUUAGGUUCCUGUUUGGAUUUGCAUUUUCCUUUAUGAGUUUUGGUUAAUAUUUCCCCUUUGAUUUACCUCCCUCUCCCUCCCACGACAUCGGUUGGGAGAGAUUGGUCAGUUGGUUGGAGUAACGCGAUAGAGUUGCGUGACUUUGUUUCAUGUGUAUUUAAAAAAGAGAACAAAGAAAGAUCUCAAUAAAUUAUUUCCA
Molecule: messenger RNA, 2568 nt
Organism: Blastomyces dermatitidis ER-3
Lineage: Eukaryota; Fungi; Ascomycota; Eurotiomycetes; Onygenales; Ajellomycetaceae
Product: cyclin-dependent protein kinase regulator Pho80
Exons: 1
Coding region: 552-1805 (417 amino acids)
Biological process (GO): regulation of cyclin-dependent protein serine/threonine kinase activity
Cellular component (GO): cyclin-dependent protein kinase holoenzyme complex; nucleus
Molecular function (GO): protein kinase binding; cyclin-dependent protein serine/threonine kinase regulator activity
Source: RefSeq, a predicted model, not a curated record